AUGCCAGAAGUACAUAAUAGGGCUAUUGGAAGCGAUUCACCUGUGUUUGUGACCGAGGAAGAAAUGUACGUCGAUGAUUUUAAGAAUAAAUCUAUGAUGCCAGUUGACGACUUGGACAGAACAAAUAUACGACUAUAUAAAAAAGUGAUCGAUUUCAAAUUAACUGAUGUCGCAUUUCCAGAACUUAUGACGGCUAUUAAACAAAGUUGCCUUCAUGAGUUAGGAUGGUGUUACAAGACACUACCUAAUAAAACUGCAAUCGACUUAUAUUCGAGGUCCAUUUUACUGAAAGGUGAUAACGGCAUGGUUUUGGAAAUUUGGCCGCCAAAUCAUCAAUCAAAACUUAUUCAGCAUUUGGGCAACACGCAUGGAAUUAUACGUAUUCUGCACAAUAAACUAUUGAUUGAAUUUUUAUCCAUACUUGAGUAUUAA
This is a messenger RNA of Didymodactylos carnosus, 432 nucleotides long. Lineage: Eukaryota; Metazoa; Rotifera; Eurotatoria; Philodinida; Philodinidae. The record is from the annotation of a GenBank genome assembly.